Molecule: messenger RNA, 1817 nt
Organism: Thamnophis sirtalis
Lineage: Eukaryota; Metazoa; Chordata; Lepidosauria; Squamata; Natricidae
Source: RefSeq, a predicted model, not a curated record
UGACAUUACAUCUUACAACUGUGUUGCUUAGUGACAGAGGUCCUAGUCCCAAUUACUUUGGGUAAGUGAAGAGUACUUAUAUGUAUAAAAUUAUCAUUCUAAAUCCCAGGAAGCUACAGAUGCCAAACAUAAAAUCAGGGAGUAGCAACUAUUCUAGAGUAAAAGCUGGAGGAAUGAAAUGCUCAGCUGAGCUUCUAAGGAUAAGCUGGAAAUACAAGCUUAUUGUCUAGACUCUAGAUAUCUUUUCAAAAAGAGUCCAGGAAGCACGGAGUCCUCCAAAUCUGGGGGAGAAAUUCAUUUAUGCAUUUUAGAUAGUGAUUAAAACAUGAAAUGGUUAUUUUUUCCUUUAAUAAGUAGUAUGGCCAUCUCAAGGUUACAGCUUGCUUCUCUUUAGCCAAUAUUCUCAUGGUGGUCAGCAGCCUCUUCUGUAAACUUCUUCCACGGACCAAAUUUGCAUCCUUCACCAGCAAAGCAAUGUGAGCAUUUUCCCCCUGUAAUUAUCUCAUGCCCAAGUGCUAUUCAGAUGAGGUGCACUCCUUGACAGAAAAGUAAGUCCACCAUGGCUUCGACUGGCAUCUCUGAGUACUUCCUGGGUUUCAGUUUCAGUGUUUGAAUGGAAGGGCUAACGUGAUUGGUGUUCAACAACAAGGGCGAAAGCAAAACCGAUGCCGAUUGGUUGAAAGGGAAAAGAAAGUUAAGACAGGGAACUGUCUCCCUUGAGGAAAGAAAAAACGGUUGCUUGGUUACCUUCUCUGUACACAAAGCCUGGCCUGCUUCAUUCUCUGCUUCUCCAUGCUCCCUACAAAGGUUAUGCUUGUAGCACUCCAGCUAUGAAAAGCAAGGAAUGAAGGUAUUUUUUUGCCUACUCCUCCAAGUAUAAUUAUCUAAUAGAAAUCUAGGGGAUUUUGUUUUCGGUGAGCCUCAGGCCGGUUGGCAAGGUGUUCGCUAUUAGACUCAAAUCCAUUUUGGGUCCACAUGAAAAAGGAAAAAUCCUCUAGUGUUUUUCUUCUUGCCACUUUCCCCCCAAUUACCUAUUCAUUCUGCUGGCUCAAACUGAAUGCAAAAUUGUCUUCUAAAUGAAACUACAAGAGAAGAAUAGAGGCUCCUGAGAACAUGUUGCAUUCAAGAGCUUUCCUACUAUUGGAAAAGGAGUUUGUGGAGCUCAAGCAAGCAAAUAUAUUUGGCAUUAAUGUUAUGGCUAUAGAAGACAAUUGGAUGGAAUGGAUAGCUGAAAUUGAAGGCCUGAAGGAUACCUUAUGGGAAGGUGCUGAACUUCAGCUGUCGCUGAAAUAUUCUGAAGACUACAAUUCCAUGCCUCCAACCAUCACAUUCACCACUAUUCCUUUCCAUCCCAAUGUGGAUCCAGAAUCUGGGAGACCUUGCGUGGAUUUUCUAGAUAACUUUAGCAAAUGGAACACUAGAUUCACAAUGACUAGUAUUCUACUUACUAUCCAGGUUUUGUUGUCCAAUCCUGUUCUGGACAAUGCCGUGAACCUGGAGGCAGCUCAAAUGCUGAAAAACAAUUAUCCCCUCUACAGAGAAAAAGUUGUACAGUGUGUUAUAAAUAGCAAGCAACUCGAAGCCAUUGCCAAAGAUUGGGAUACGUCAGUCAAGUUUUACCCAGGACCAAAAGAACCAGCCCCGCAUAGGACAAGAGCGAUAUCAUAUGAAGAAUAUUUUAUAACAUGGUUUAAAAUUGCCACAUCAAGACCAGCUGAAGAUUUUAAACACCCAGUGUUUGACGAUCCGGAGUACAUAGGAAAUCGUUACAACUGGAUGGCAGAGAAUGUGAACAGAGGCAGCUGGGAUGAAAUUUU